AUGUGGUGGUUCUUCAGCGUCAUUCUGGGCACCGCCUUUCUCUUCAGCAUCGUCUUAUCGAUACCAGUGGCUUUUGAUGUGGGCGGACGUGACAGCGGCUUGGCGUACAGCCUGUCGCUGUUUCUAUACUACCUUUUCUACUCGAUAGUCAAGUUCCUGACUCCCGAAGGCUCCCGUAUCCGGUGGACAGUGUCGACAGUUCUACGCUUGUCGCAAUGGAUCAUCAUACCUGCGCUGCUGAUCUGGUCGCUGGGACAGUUUGCAGUCGAUGCGGGCAGCACGAACUGGGUUGAGAGGACCCUGGGAGGUCUUCUCCAGUCCAAAAGUACUAGUUGGACUGAGUGGGUGUUCGGAAAGGAUGGCGUGGUCGAGACACUCAUGCUCGGCAGCUGGGAGAACACUUUACGAUAUUCAGGACCCGUGUUCCAGCUCCUUGAAGGGUUCUGCACGCUCUUGGUCAUUCAAUCACUUGGGCAGCUCACCAGGUGGCUCGUGAAUAGUGGACGCAGCGACUCGUGGCUUAUCAUCUUACUGGCCUUCUCGGGCUCCGUCAUUGCGAGCUCCGUCUACUUCCUCUGGCGGGUGGCGCAAUUUCCCGAAAUCAACAACUUCGAUGCCAUCCUCAUUGGAGUAGCCAUGACGACCGCCAUCUUCCUAUGCGUAUAUGGCAUCGGCAGUGGUCGAGGCAGCCCCGUCGAGUCGUCACUUCUAUUUGCUUACGUCGUGCUCUGCGUCUACCAGAUUUUUACAGAUUAUCUGCCCUCUGAUGGCGCACAGCAUGGGGAGGAUCAAGCGGCAACACAGCCUGAUAUUCCACCAUUGCCACCUAUCAUCAUGGCUUCUUACUCAACGCUGCUGCACAUUCUGGGCUCGCUACCGCAGGCCAUACACUCAUCACUGGCCCUGCUACUGGCGGCAUUCCAGACAAUCACACCGUCGGUGAUGAUUUCAUUAACAUAUCGUCUGCUUGUAUUCUACUGCGCUACUCGCAUCAUCCCGUCCGUCAAGGAUCUGGGAGCCAAGGUUUACAUGCACGACGCUGAUUGGGACGACUCGGAGACCGCCACCAAGGUUCUUAGCCUCCUCAGCUGGCUCUCGCCUUCCAUCAUGAUUGCUGUAUACACCAGUCUUCUGCUGCAGCACUUCUCGACCAGCGACAGCGAGGACGACUCGCUCAUACAUGCCAUCGAUGCGAAAUGCGAAGCUCCCGAGCAACCCCACUCGCAUUCCAGCAUCCAAUGCAUCACUUCACCUCACGUUAGCCUCAACAUCAUCCCUCCGCGCAUCCUCACGUGCCCCCCCCUGCGCCAACGCAAUAUCACAAAUAUGACGCUGCUCAAGGACAAGACUGCUGCUUACGCCACAAGGGGCCUCCCUCCGGCACCCAGUAUCUCCAUGAAGACUAUACCCAUGGCGGGCUUGUUGGUUGACGCAUAUGGUCUAGAAGAGCUGAAGCCUGAAGUCCCGGUGACUUGUCUGUGGUUACUCCAUCCUCGCACGCGGGAUCGCGCGCGGAUGAGCGAUAUUGCGUGUCGAGCUGUGCAGAGCUACAACGAAAGCUCGUCUGCUUCCGUACAGGGUCUCAUCGCACUGGCCUUUGACAUGCCCAACCACGGCACGAGACUCGUCUCCGAACUGGGCAACAAGGCAUGGAAAGACGGAAAUUCAAAGCAUGCAAUAGACAUGAUGGGUAUGGUAAGGGGCGGAAAAGGAGACAUGAGCGCACUCAUGGACGUCGUGGGUGGAUAUAUGACCCGUGACAUUGGGGGACAUGUGGUUCUCGGCUGGAGCUUGGGGGGCCAUGCUGCUUGGGAGGCUUGGAUUGGGGAGCCAAGGGUCAAAGCUGGCGUCGUCGUGGUUGGCUGCCCUGACUUUAUGGGGCUCAUGGGGGAUCGGGCGAAAAGGUCUGACUUGGAUUAUGGCGAGGACUUUUUUGGAAGAGCUGACGAUCGCUUGGUGCCGCACAGGAACAGCAAACGGAUGGUCCAGAUACUCAAAGAACUUGAGGUUGACGUCGACGACAGGGUGUAUGAGGGCGUCGGUCACGCCUUCAGUGCGGAUAUGAUGUUAUUUGAAGACACUGCCUACCACGGCCUCGAGGCUUCUGUAGCAAGCAUUUCAUCUUUGCCAUGA
Molecule: messenger RNA, 2133 nt
Organism: Emericellopsis cladophorae
Lineage: Eukaryota; Fungi; Ascomycota; Sordariomycetes; Hypocreales; Bionectriaceae
Exons: 6
Coding region: 1-2133 (710 amino acids)
Biological process (GO): endoplasmic reticulum inheritance; septin ring assembly
Cellular component (GO): cortical endoplasmic reticulum; endoplasmic reticulum membrane; perinuclear endoplasmic reticulum
Source: RefSeq, a predicted model, not a curated record